AUGACUUCCACAGGCUCCAAGGACGGUGGUGAUAAUCCUCUGUCACCAUAUACCAGACUCUCUCCGUCUGUCUAUUUCCAAGAUCCUGAUGGUUCAGCGGCCCUUUCUGAGCAAUUUCCUAUAGUCAUCGUUCUGGCCUUCUGGAUGAACGCCUCUCCACGUGCGCUAGUCAAAUACGUGAUUGAGUAUAGGCGCCUGGCUCCCUCUGCCAGAAUAAUCUUUAUACUCAGUUCCUCAAGCGACUUCAUGCUUCAUACCUCCAAGAAGGCACAACAGGCCCGUCUAGUCCCUGCGGUCGAGGCCAUCCGAGCUUCCACCGCUCCGGAGGCUCCUGUAUUCCUUCACAUAUUCUCCAAUGGGGGCGUUUCAUCGACCACUCAUCUUCUGGCGGCGUACAAGAGGGCAACAGGUCAUUCACUCCGUGUCUCGUCGAUGAUCAUAGACAGUGCGCCUGGUAAGGCUACAAUCUCUGCUGCCCUCAAAGCGUUCUCAUUUGCACUACCCAAAAUGUGGCUCUUACGCUAUUUGAGUCAAUUCCUGCUGUAUGUCUUCUUGGUAGUGGGAUCUUUGGUCCGAAAACUCACCCGCACAUCGGACGCUGUGAGUAUCGCCCGUGAUGCGAUCAACGAUCGUCAUCUGCUACAAGGAUCUGGACCGAACGAUAGCCCCAAGCGGUGCUACAUAUACUCCGAUGCAGAUGAGUUGGCCAACUGGCAAGACGUGGAAACACACGCCUAUGACGCGCAGUCCAAAGGGUGGGUUGUGCAGCGCGAGAAGUUUAUUGGAUCAGCGCAUGUGUGUCAUAUGAGGUCAGAUCCGGAACGCUACUGGGGCAUUGUCAAGGGAUAUCUCAAACCCUUCAACCCUGAUAACUCCGAAUAA
Molecule: messenger RNA, 882 nt
Organism: Aspergillus clavatus NRRL 1
Lineage: Eukaryota; Fungi; Ascomycota; Eurotiomycetes; Eurotiales; Aspergillaceae
Product: TMEM53 family protein
Exons: 1
Coding region: 1-882 (293 amino acids)
Source: RefSeq, a predicted model, not a curated record